This is a messenger RNA of Saccoglossus kowalevskii, 1122 nucleotides long. Its product is annotated as syntaxin-1A-like. The record is from RefSeq and is a predicted model, not a curated record. Gene Ontology annotation, biological process: exocytosis; intracellular protein transport; vesicle fusion. Gene Ontology annotation, molecular function: SNAP receptor activity; SNARE binding. Lineage: Eukaryota; Metazoa; Hemichordata; Enteropneusta; Harrimaniidae. Gene Ontology annotation, cellular component: plasma membrane; endomembrane system; SNARE complex.
GAUUGGUUCAAUUUUAAUGGGUGUUGGGGAUUUCAGGUGGAAAUUGUACCGCGAUUUUAGCGUUUUUUCGAAGAAAAAACAAACGUACUUUCAUGUGUGAUCGACUUUUGUGGAUAUAAGGUGCCGACUGAAGACAAUUCAAAAUGAAAGAUAGGCUGCCAGCGCUGAAAGCGUCACAAAGCGAUGAGGAUGACAUGCCAGACGAUGUCGCCGUCAAUAUGGACGAUGGUCGGUUCAUGGAAGAGUUUUUCAAAGAGGUUGAAGAGAUACGAAUUCACAUUGAUCAAAUACAAUCAAACGUAGAAGAAAUGAAAAAGAAACAUAGCAAGAUCCUAAGUUCUCCUCAACCAGAUGAAAAAGUCAAGGAAGAACUCGAAGAACUCAUGGCAGAUAUCAAGAAAACCGCAAACAAAGUUCGUGGAAAAUUAAAGGUUAUUGAAAGCGGUAUAGAACAGGAAGAUAUAAAGUCAUCUGCAGAUAUUAGAAUAAGAAAAACGCAGCAUUCCACACUCUCACGUAAAUUUGUGGAAGUAAUGACAGAAUAUAAUGGCACACAAACAGAAUAUAGAGAAAGGUGUAAAGGACGCAUACAGAGACAACUGGAAAUAACUGGUAAAACUACAACAAAUGAUGAACUCGAGGAUAUGCUGGAAAGUGGUAACCCAGCGAUCUUUACAUCUGGGAUCAUAAUGGACACGCAGCAAGCUAAGCAAGCACUUGGAGACAUUGAAGCUCGACAUAACGACAUUAUCAAAUUAGAAAACAGCAUCCGAGAACUCCACGAUAUGUUUAUGGAUAUGGCGAUGCUCGUCGAACAACAAGGAGAGAUGAUAGAUAGGAUUGAAUAUAAUGUUGAACAAUCUGUGGAUUAUGUUGAGACGGCCAAGAUGGACACAAAGAAAGCGGUCAAAUACCAAAGUAAAGCAAGAAGGAAGAAAAUUAUCAUUCUAAUCUGCUGUGUUAUUCUCGGGGUGGUGAUUGCUGCGACCUUUGGUGGCGUCUUCGGUUGAAGCUUACUUUCUCAACCCUCCAUUCUUCCCUUCAUCUCUGUUCUCUUUCCUCUCCCAUCCCUUUGACGCAUCCCCCCUCCUUCCGACAGUAUGUGUGUUCAUAACAACAGAC